This is a messenger RNA of Somion occarium, 4962 nucleotides long. Lineage: Eukaryota; Fungi; Basidiomycota; Agaricomycetes; Polyporales; Cerrenaceae. The record is from the annotation of a GenBank genome assembly.
GUGACAUUGCGGAAUACGCCGGAUGACUACGAUGGGGAUGUUCCUAAGUUCCCAAAUGAAUCUGUAGCUUGGGUCUCACUUCGUACCUAAGAACUUCAUCGUCGACGGCUGCAAUGUCCGUCGAGGUAUGGGGGAACCUACACUCAAGCUUUGAAAACAGGUCGGGUGUUAUGAAUACAGCUAACUACUUUCAAUCCAACAGUCAAUCUCUUGUGGUGCGGCCUAACGCUGACGCAGGGGCCAAGGCUUCUGAAUCUUAUACCACGCAGAACCAAGCGCCCAAGACUUCAAUACCACCGGCGUAUUUCAAAGUGGGCGGAUGCGAGAUACCUCUGAAACAGGGAGGCAACACACCGAUUGGUGGAGCAUCCCAUGGAUUGCGCCACUGUAAUACCAGCGUUACAUCUAUCACUGGGCAGCCCAAUGUUCAGUUGUAUAUGACUAACUCAACAUCGCACCACACUGAGUCAAUUCGUCAUACCCGAAUGAGUGACUUUCAGACGACAGGUCGUCUGUCGUCCUCCGCACUCCCGCCAAGAUUCCAAGAUCGCUCUCGAAGCGAUGUUCAUUUCGUACUGCCACAAGUAGCUAGCUGUCCGCGGGCGUCGCCGUCGCCGCAUACUGCGCUGUUUGGUUCCAGAGUGGCUCAUGAGAGGGCCUCGCAGACGACAACAAAUACAAUAAGCUACAAUAAACCAUCUACGUUCUUCGGUGGAAACACGUCCAGUGAGGUUCCGUAUGGACCUCCUACUUCGGAUGCGCAUGGAAGAACGACAUGGGCAAUCAGAGAAGAAUGCCUGCUCUUCAAGCAGGGUCGCUGUAUGUGGGGUCCCCGCUGUCAAAGAAUGCAUAUCUCGAGUGCAACAUCAGUGGCACGCCCACCCAUAACAAAUCCCUUCCCGGCUCAGCUUUACUCUCCACCAACUCAGGAUCAGAGGCAGAUUGGUGAUCCUUACGUAGAACCUACUCGCCUUCCUGUUCCCUUGCCAAAUGGGCUACCAAGGCCUGUACAGUUUCUCAAUCCACCGGAACCGCCACCAUUACUCCAUGGGUCAGACCUUCCGCAAGUUCCGCCACACUUAGAGUCUUCGCCGGUUUCAAGACAUCCGGAUCCGCCGCUAGCUUCCCAUGGGCCGAAGAUGAAUCCGAACAUAGAGCCCUACGUCGUAAGGCAAUUGGAGUCGUCCUCUGUAUUCACUGCACCCACUGCAUCCACUGCACCCACUCACGACAUAGCCAGUCAAGAAAAUCCUGAUCUUGAUAGCGCAUCGACCAUUUCUGACUCUCGUGGGGUAUGUCAAGCUACCGAGGACAAGAACCUAGCGGCAACGAAUGCUGAAUCAAUUUGUGUCAAGCCAUGGGCAACAGAAGAUGAUGCUCCUUGCAGUAAGAUUGAUGAUGACCAUGUUUGCGAAAUCAGAGCAAAGCAAGAUGGGGCUCCCAACAGCAAGGCCGCCGAAAGCCAGGUUAUCAAGAACAAAGCUGCUAAAACACAGGCUCUUACCGAAGGUGCUGAUGUCCCUAGCAAACCAUUAAUGUCGAAAAGGAUAUGUCGAGACUUCAUGUUCGGCUCGUGUCGGCGCCCUUUUCAAUGUCCUCUCGCACAUCCUCCUAAACACGAGUGGCACAAGUACCUUGAGAAGAAGGAUGAAGUGUGCCAAAAAUUUCAAAGAGGCGCAUGUCAUAUGGGAGAUAAAUGUCAAUAUAAUCACCCAAAGGCUGAAAUUUCCAAGACGGAUUGUCCGCCACUGUCGCAACCGCUGCCUAGGCAGGUUACGAAAACAGAGUCGGCUCAAGCGCACAAUAUGGAGGAGUCAGAGUCUCUGCAGAGUGCAAAGGAACCUUCAACGACCGGGAACUCGGCAGCCCCGGCCAAGGUAACAGCGUCCACGACGGUACCUUCCUCUUCACGCGAUACCAUACCGAAGCCCCUUGAGAGCACACUCAAGAAAUCGGUAUUUAAUGGCAAUGUUCCUGAUGACAUGUUGGCAUCUGCAAUAAAGGCAAAGCCAACAGCGAAGGCAGAAGAAAAGGUUAAGCAAACAGCAACCCGGCAGCUGAUCGAGAAGUCUGGUCAAAAGUCGCAAGCACAGCAAAAGAAAAAAUUGCACGCGGAUGCUAAGGCUUCUAAAAUGACUAUAACAACCAGAAGCCGCACAGAGAAGUCCAAGGCCAAUCAAUCUCUAAAAGCGAAUACUACUGCAACUGUGGUGCAGCUGCCACCCUCUCGAGAAGAUGAAUCCGAGGUCUCUCCUGGUUCCAGCCAUUAUGUUCUCUGUGAAACAUGCCCAUCGCGUGAUGCAUCACCAUGUCCUCCCAAACCCAAGGUGGCGUCGACAGAUGCGAGGCCUAUAGAACGCCUGCUAGACUCCAGCAAGAUUUGCUUCGACUGGCAGAGAGGCCGCUGCAAUCGCGGACAUUGUAAAUUUGCUCAUAGGCACAUCGAUGACUCUUCAUACGAAAAUAAGCCUGACGCACUUAAUGACCUCUUAAAAAAGCUAGAGGCAUCCGAGUCGAAUGCCGCACAAAGCAAGGAUCACGCUGUGCCCAAAUCUAAUCACAGUUCUUUCAUUAGCCAAUUGGUGCUCCGACGCCACAAACAGACGAUCAAUCUGAGAAGCUUUGCCUGACUAUGUUCGACUCUGCGAAGAUAGUAUUUGGACCCGGGUUCGAGGUGCAGAAAGUGGUUACGGGCUUUGAAUCACGAGCGGUCAUCUUACCCGGCCUGCCCGUCGAUGUUAAUGUGGACGCUAUCCGGAACGCCUUGGAACCAUUCGGGGAGGUCGCCGAUGUCCAGGUAGUUGCAAGAGCCAAGGAUGCAUCCAAGGUCACUGCAAAGGCAUUCUAUACGGACCAUGCCAGUGCAGCGCAAGCAGCAGCAGCGUUGGAUGGAUCAAACUUUUUUGGCACCCGUCUUAGUAUUCAACUCGCAACACACAAGUCGACGUCACUAGGGAAAGGUACGGUUUGCGACGGAGACAUCGACUUGGAAUUUUCAGCUCCCUCGAGAACAGGAUUUGCUGGAUACCCGAGCCUUUCUCUGGCUCAGCAAGCCAUUGAGGCAGCCACCAGGAAUGCAGUACUAGAUUGUUGGAUAGCAGCGGAGAUCCACAAUGGAAUUCCUAAGGUCGGUUCGGUGACCGUCCGAUUCCAACAUCUUCCGCCGAAUUUCCAAGCAAGAGAUUUUGAGAAAUUCGGUAAGAAUCAAGGCGUCAUGCUCACUAAGCCGAACUACAUGCGUUUGGAGCGAGCUCUCGAGAAUCUGCAUGACUUGCUGCAGCGCUUUGGUGAGAUGGAGACCCUGAACGUGAGCUCUCCACCCUAUCCAAGGGGCCUGGUGCGCGCCUGGGUCCACUUCAAGUCCGCAGAUGCGGCUGACAGACUUUGCAACGAACUUCAUGGACGUGGCCAGCGAUUCCUAGGAGGCGAAAGACUUUAUGUCCACCACGUGCGGUCGGUCAAAUACCGUCUUCCUCGUGAAGUAUACAAAGCUCUUUGUGUGGACAUACGGUUAUUGCGGUCCUAUGCAUGCAGCAGGGACGCGCGCUCCGAUAUCGUUGUCGUAGAUCGCAACGAUCCAGUCAUAGUCAAACUCGUGGCAAACGAACUUCCCGUCUUGUCUCGUCUCAAGUCUGCGUAUGAAACUCUUCUUCGUGGUGACAUCGUGAAACACAAUGGCGAAGUCAUCUGGGAUCCUUUUUUCGACAGGUCCUUCGGUGCAGCAUACCUUCGCGAGCUACAGAACCAGCAUCCAGGUCUCAUCAUUGAGAGAAAUCUACGCAGACGUGUUAUUUCACUUUUCGGCCCCCCUCAUAGCAGACGAUUGGUCAAAGAAGCUAUCCUCGCUCAGCUAUCACGGCUGCGUUCGCUGAAAUCGCAGAGUUUCCCAAUCGAAGGACACCUUAUUUCGCUCUUCAUGAGCGCAGAUCUAGCAAAGUUGCAAGAAGAGCUAGGUCAUGAAAAUGUGGUGUUCAAUUUGGCGAAGCAAACUUUGCUCGUGCGAGGAAAUGAGGAUGCAUUUCAGGUUGCACGUCUCGCCAUUCGCCACACGAAGCAACGUUGCAGUGGCCCUCGAAAGCACCUUCUUGACGCAUGCCCUGUGUGUUUUGAUGAAGCCACAUCGCCGGUCACUCUUCGCUGUAGCCACACGUGGUGCAAAUCAUGCCUGCGUGAUUACCUAUUGGCAUCGAUUGAUAACAAGGUCUUCCCUUUGAGUUGUUUAGGAAACGAAGCCAAAUGUGCACAUCUCAUUCCUCUUGAGGUCGCUCGGGAGGUUCUGACACCGAAGGAAUUUGAUACAAUCUUGACUGUGUCGUCCACGGCCUAUGUCCAUCUGCGUCCUUCAGAGUUCCACUAUUGCCCUACUCCCGAUUGCCCUCAGAUAUAUCGCAGCGCUCCCAAAGACACGGUCCUUCAAUGUCCCUCCUGCCUUGUCCGCAUAUGCCCCCACUGCCACGUUGAAUAUCAUGAAGGUUCUGUCUGCCCCGACCGUGACCGUGAAGACCGGAAACUGUUCGAAGAAUGGGUUAAAGACCAUGACGUCAAGAAUUGCCCUCACUGCAAGGCUCCCAUAGAAAGAGCAGCAGGCUGCAAUCAUAUGAAUUGCGCACGAUGCAAAACCCAUAUAUGCUGGGUCUGCUUACAGACCUUUUCCGGGAGCAAGGAAGUAUAUGACCACAUGCAUGACACCCACGGCGGCAUUGGGUUGUGACGAUAUUCGGUUCUGUUACUAUUACUGCUUUUUCUGUUGUCAUACUUCUAUGGAUGACUGGAUCUCUCCCUCUGUUUAACUUAUUCCUAUUCAUGCCUGUUAAUCGGAUUUGUUGUAGUAUUUGCAUGACAUGCGUUGUAUACUUACCUUACCUUGUGUCCUAUACCUAAGGCCACUCUGCAGGUUCAUCUAUGUACCAUUAGCAUAUAACCAUCUGCUCUAUAUCCAUUUCACAACUUCUGACUUAUGUG